CCAGAGCGCCACCGAUCCUGAAUACGCACUCCCUCCGCCCAGGCCGCUCCACUGCUCGGUCGGAGGCUCGAAGUAUUUGGACAGCUCGCUGUAUCGCUACAAGAGUGGGGACGCGUGACUUUAUCUACGCGCACGUGUUGCGACUCCUCUCAGUACAUGGUCGCACACGUUCGCACGUUCGUUUCGAUCGCACUUGCAGAUCUAUUUGCGGACCAUUAAUCAGCCCUUCUGGUCCUCGAUUAAUUCGGAAUGAUCCUUCCGGUGGCGGCUUUCCCUCUACUUGCCAUGCUCGCGCUGGUGUCAGGAGUACCUUUGCCUUCCAAAGUUGCGGAGGAAGGCGCAACAAUUCACGAGAAGGAUACUUUGCGACUAGUCACCGUGGUGAUACGACAUGGCGAAAGGGCGCCCGUGGACACUUAUCCGAACGAUCCUUAUAUCAAGGACAGCAUGCAGCCCUACGGCUGGGGUCAGCUGACAAACGAAGGAAAGAAGAACCAGUAUAAUCAAGGACUGUUUUUGCGAAAGCAUUAUGAGCGUUUCCUAGGAUCAGUGUACGAUCCCGAUGUAUUCUACUUGCAAACCACUGCGACGGACCGCACGAAGAUGUCGGGCAUGCUGGAAGCCGCUGCAUUGUGGAAACCCAAUGAAGAUCAAUUAUUUAGAUCCGAUUUACCCUGGCAACCGGUCUCUCUAUUCUAUCAGGAACGCACGGAGGACACGCUUAUGCUAGUGUGGAAUACAUGUCCGAAAUAUACUCGUCUGCGCACGUCAGUGAACGACCUGCCGGAAGUUCGGCAAGUGCACGAGGAUAAUCAACAAUUGUUCGAGCAGCUGACGAAUUUUACGGGUAUGCCGAUUGCAAAUGCCGACGAUGUCAGCUCGCUUUACAGCACAUUGACAGCUGAGAAACAGAUGAAUCUGACUCUGCCCGAAUGGGCGAGAGACUACUAUGACAAAUUGACGCCUCUGGCUUUGUACGAGCUGCAGCUCAACACAUACGACGACAAUUUCCGCCGACUGAGAGGCGGGCCUCUGUUGAAGAAGAUCACUAACGAUAUGAUGGAGAAAAAGGAGCAGACUCUACAUCCGGAGUUGAGGAAAAUGUUCAUGUACAUCGGCCACGACAGCACUAUCGUCACUUUGCUGGAUACAAUGCACAUUUGGUACAAUCAAAUGCCGCAUUACAAUAUUAUGAUAAUGAUAGAGCUUCACGAAGACGAGAAUGAAUGGAACGUUCAGAUAUUUUUACGAAACACGACAACCCACGAGCCAUAUCCGAUGAUAAUAUCUGGGUGCACCGCUGCGUGCCCUCUGAACAAGUUCGUGGAGAUUUUGAAGCCGAUGAUACCGGAUGACUGGAAAGAGGAAUGUAAGGUCGAGGGUGACUACGUGACACCACCGCCGCCGCUUCCAUAAUCUUCAUGAUUAUAGAAAUCAAUUUUUUACGCGAUAUUAUAAUAAUAAUAAUAAUUUUCUAUCUAUAGUUUGUUAUUUAAGUAAUUCAAUUGCAAUUGAAUUUCCACAAUACGAACUUUAUUGUAUCCAUGCUGUAAAUAACUAUAUACAUCUGUAAUGCCUAAGUAUUUAUUUUCACCGUUCAAAAUACGUGCGUCGCGCGCAAGAUAUGAUCGUUUCAAGAAUUCAAAGUAUUUAAGAGAGUGGAAAAUGAAAUGCCUUGACAAUUAUUAUAAUUAAAAAUAACUAAAAAUAUAGUUUUCGAAGAAUAUCUAUAUUUUUUUAUAUUUUUUAAUAUAU
Molecule: messenger RNA, 1755 nt
Organism: Linepithema humile (Argentine ant)
Lineage: Eukaryota; Metazoa; Arthropoda; Insecta; Hymenoptera; Formicidae
Source: RefSeq, a predicted model, not a curated record